AUGGCCCGCCGAGCUCCUGCGCGCAAGGCCAAGAAGCCCAGCGGCGCCAAGCCCAGCGCCAAUACUAACAGCAAGAGCAACACCAAUGCCAAGUCCAGCUCCAAGGCGAAGGCCAAGCGCAAGGCGCGCAGCACGCAGAACAGCGCGGCCGACGUGUUCAGCGACGAGGAGGAGGAGGCCACGCAGCAGGAGCGCGCCAUGAACGCGCGCGCGGACGUGGACGAGGUCUUCGAGUACGAGGAGCCGACGUUCGACCAGGAGGACUCGGAGCUGGACGAGGACGAGGCCUUCGACAGCGACGACGAGGCCGCCUACGGCAUCGACGACGACGAAGAAGAUGACGAGCAGAAGAUCAAGAACUUGGGCGCCAUGGUGGACGGCCUCGUGCAGCAUAAGAGCCGCAAGAAGCUGGACGAGAUCGACUCGCAGUUCGCCAACCAGGCGGCCUCCGCCUCCACGGACGGCGAGCUCACGCUCGGCAGUCUGCUGGGCGCGCAGGCGGCCAAGCCGGGCGCGGAGGGCGCCGAGGAGGACGACGAGGCGGACGGCAAGACCAAGACGGGACUCGACCUCCGCCGCGUGCGCCAGCAGGUGCGCGAGCUCGAGGGAGACGGCACCACGCUCACGCUGCAGGCCAACUGGGAGCCCGUGCACGACGCGCGCGCCCAGCGCAAGCUCGCGUACUCCGAGAAGAACAAGGAGGUGGACCUCUUCGAGCCCGUGGUGCGCCGCAACAGGAACAAGGAGACGCUGGACCUGCGCGUGCAGGCCCCCAAGCUCGAGAAGCUCACGCCCGCCGCGCUCGCCAGCAAGUUCGUGGCGCAGACGGACAUGGAGAAGAGUGUCGCCGCGCUGCUGCAGGCCGGAGACCUGAGCGACAAGAAGCUCGCGCAAGACGAAGAAGAGGAGCUCGCGCGCAAGCGCGUGUCCACGGCGGAGGUGGCCGCGCGCCAGAAGGAGCUGGCCAAGCUCCGCUCGCUGCUGUUCUACGAGGAGCAGAAGCAGAAGCGCGUCAAGAAGAUCAAGAGCAAGCUCUACCACAAGAUCCGCAACGCGCAGGACAAGAAGGCAAUGGAGAAGCAGAGGGAGGAGCUGCGCGCGCUGGACCCGGAGAUGGCGCGCAAGCUCGACGAGGAGCUCGCGGAGAAGCGCGCCGAGGAGCGCCUGACGCUCAAGCACCGCAACACCAGCAAGUGGGUGAAGCACCAGCUCCGUCGUGGCAUUCAGGCCGACGAUGCUACGCGCAGCGCUAUUGCUGACCAGCUGCGUCGCGGUGAGGAGCUGCGCCGCAAGAUGAACGCGGUGGACAGCGACGACGACGACAUGGACGACGAUGAUGACGAUGAGGAGGGCGACGCUGCCUCUCGUCUGCAGAAGCGCCUGGAGAAGCAGGCCAGCGCGCUGGUCACGGAGAUCGACGCGGACUCCGCCGAGGCCGGCAAGAAGCGCGGUCUGCAGGGCAUGAAGUUCAUGCAGCGGGCUGCUGAGAAACAGCGUGAGAAGGCACGCGUUGAGGCCGAGAAGCUGCUUCGUGAGAUCCGCACGGGUGACGGCGCGGAUGGCGAUCGCAUCCUGUCGGAGGGCGAGGACUACCUCAGCUCGAGCGACGAAGGCGCUGCUCAGAAGAAGGCCAAGAAGGCUAAGAAGGCCAAGAAGAACGUGGUGGUGACGGAGCAGGACAAGGCGGCGGUUGACCGCGCUCUGGCCGGUGGCGCGCUGCAGACUGCUAACGUCAGCAUGAGCGGUGGUGUGUCGGCGCGUGCGUCGGGCGCCAUUGCUGUUGACCUUGGCGAGGGUGGCAACAGUGUCUCACUUGCGAAUGGUGACAAGAAGCAGGACAAGGAGCUGGAGCUUGGUGCCAAGGCUCCGAUGCAGAAGGCUACCGCCGCCGAGCCUCAAGCGAAGACCAACACGGAGGACGCCGACAUGGAACCAGCUGCCGAGGGUGAGGAGAACCCGUGGCUGUCUAGCGCGGCUACGAAGAGCAAGUCGCGCAAGAAAAACAAGAAGAAGUCGCAGCAGAAAAACGCGGGUGCGCAGGCUGACGUUGCAGCGGCCAUCGAGUCCCUUGCGCAGGACACGAAGAAGACCAACGAGGACGAUUCCGCUAUUGCUACUCUCACUAACGGCACCACAAAGGCGUCGAAGAAGCGGAAGCUGGACCAGUCCAAGACCGAAACGGAGAAGCCUGAGCAGACUACUGCUGGCAAGAAGAAGAAGAACAAAAAGUCUAAGAAGGACGACAAGGUCGCUGGACAGGACGAGCUGGUGCGUCGCGCGUUCGAGUUCGUCGCUGAUGAGGAGGACGAGCUGGCCCAGGAGAAGGAUCGGUUGGCUAGCCAGGACGCCGACGCGAAGAAGGGUGCUGAGAUCGCGAAGCUGGUGGGCAUGUCUGGAUGGGGCAGCUGGGCUGGUGAUGGUGUCCGGGUAUCGAAGCGUCAGAUCGCGCGCGAGCAAAAGGCCAAGGACAUCGCUCGUGAGGCCAAGCAGAAGGCUCUGGCUGGCCGCAAGGAUGCUCGCAUGGACAAGGUGCUGAUCAACGAGAAGAAGGACAAGAAGGCUGCCAAAUUUACGGUGAAGGACGUGCCGUACCCGUUCACGUCUCGCGAGGAGUACGAGGCCGCCAUGCGCAACCCGCUGGGCAGCGACUGGAACACGUCCCAGGUGACAAACGUGCUGACGGCGCCCAAGAUCAUGAAGCGUGCUGGCACGGCGAUCGCUCCGCUUGUGCUCUCCAAGGAGGACCAGAAGCAGGCCAAGAAGGAGCUGAGCUUGAAGCGCAAGGCCAAGUUCUAG
This is a messenger RNA of Phytophthora sojae, 2796 nucleotides long. RefSeq lists its product as hypothetical. Bases 1 to 2796 code for a protein of 931 amino acids. Gene Ontology annotation, biological process: rRNA processing. NCBI's taxonomy places the organism in Eukaryota, Oomycota, Peronosporomycetes, Peronosporales, Peronosporaceae. The record is from RefSeq and is a predicted model, not a curated record. Gene Ontology annotation, cellular component: nucleolus; small-subunit processome. The transcript has 2 exons.